AUGAGGCUCGCCUUCCCUCUAGACAUACGUAUUGGCACUGACCUGAUCGCCACAAAUCGCAUCCUGCCAACCUUGAACCCCAACCAACGUCAUCUUGACCGUCUCACCAAACGUUUUCUCCAUCCCAAUGAAUUGGCCGAAUUGACUCGACGCUUUCCUGAAUGGACAUCCAUCGAACAUCAAGCCGAACAUCGGAGAAAGCAUGUUGCUACCUGGCUCGCUGGACGUUGGGCCGCUAAGGAGGCAGCCAAAAAAGCCUGGGGUGCCACCAUGCUAAGCUUCUCUGAUUUGAGGGUUGAUCUUGAGCCAAGCGGAAACCCAUACAUGAUAUGCGACACCCGCAGAUCUUCUGACCCUUCCCCGUCCAGAAUAACAGAACAAGUCGGUCAACUCAGCAUCAGCCAUGACGGUGAUUACACCAUGGCCACUGUGAUUGUCACACCCUUGCACCAGGACAUUAUAACCGAUCUCGGCCGACGCAAGGCCGAAGCCGAAUCUAGAGUUCGUACCACUGGAACCUAUAUCAACCACGAAUCUCACAACAUGACCUGA
Messenger RNA from Exophiala mesophila, 552 nucleotides. RefSeq names its product holo-[acyl-carrier-protein] synthase. Gene Ontology annotation, biological process: fatty acid biosynthetic process. Gene Ontology annotation, molecular function: holo-[acyl-carrier-protein] synthase activity; magnesium ion binding. The coding region runs from base 1 to 552 and encodes 183 amino acids. Lineage: Eukaryota; Fungi; Ascomycota; Eurotiomycetes; Chaetothyriales; Herpotrichiellaceae. The record is from RefSeq and is a predicted model, not a curated record. The transcript has a single exon.